This is a messenger RNA of Striga hermonthica, 1059 nucleotides long. Lineage: Eukaryota; Viridiplantae; Streptophyta; Magnoliopsida; Lamiales; Orobanchaceae. The record is from the annotation of a GenBank genome assembly.
AUGAUAUCAUCGAUUUCAUGGGUCCCGAAAGGGGUCUCGAGAACAGUUCCCACAGCAGCUGAGCCCCCUUCAAAUGAAAAAAUAGAGGAGUUACUGAAGAGUGGUGUUCUGGAAACACGUGGAGAGAGUGAAAAUGAGGAAAACGAUGAAGAUAUGAAUGUUGAUGCAGUUAGUCAAGAGGAUGAACUUUCUCGUGCAUUAUCUGCAGCGAGCGCACUUGGAAAAGCUUCUAAGAGUUCAAAGAUGGAAUCUGAUAGCUUGGCAGAUGCAUUGAAGGAGCUGGACAUGGAUAAUUAUGACGAGGAUGAUGAUGGUGUUGAGUUGUUUGGCUCGGGUCUUGGCAACUUAUAUUAUCCAAGUAAUGACAUGGACCCUUAUUUGAAGGGUCAGGAUGAAGAAGACUCUGAAGAGGAAGAAGAUAUUACAAUAAAGCCGGAGGAUGCAGUCAUAGUUUGUGCUCGGAAUGAGGAUGAUGUCAGCCAUCUUGAGGUAUGGAUAUUGGAAGACCCUACAAAUGGCGAUUCCAACAUGUAUGUUCACCAUAUUGUCAUCCCAACAUUUCCACUCUGCACUGCAUGGCUUGGUCGUCCUCUUAAAGGUGGAGAGAAAGGGAACUUCAUUGCUAUUGGCUCCAUGGAACCAGCCAUUGAGAUAUGGGACGUUGAUAUUGUCAGUCUUGAAAAUGGCACUGUUACUGGUUUUGAUAUCCGUAAGGCUAGCUCUAAUGCAUCCUCUCAGCCUGAGCCGAGCUUCACAAUCCAUGCACAUGACAAAGCAGUCUGCACAAUUGCCUAUAAUAUUUCCGUCCCAAAUCUUCUUGCUACUGGUUCAGAGGAUAAAAUGGUGAAGCUAUGGGAUCUAUCAAACCAGCCGACAUGCAUUGCUUCUAAAAACCCUAAAGCUGGGGCUGUGUUUUCUGUUUCUUUCUCGGAAGAUUGCCCUUUAACGUUAGCUAUCGGAGGCUCCAAGGGAAAAUUACAGGUGUGGGAUUUAUUGACUGAUGCUGAGAUUGCCAGAAGGUAUGGCAAGUAUGCCAACAAGGCUAAAUCCUCGACGUAA